This is a messenger RNA of Aspergillus clavatus NRRL 1, 537 nucleotides long. It is a transcript of the gene psf3, whose product is annotated as DNA replication protein PSF3. Gene Ontology annotation, biological process: mitotic DNA replication initiation. The transcript is spliced from 6 exons. Bases 1 to 537 code for a protein of 178 amino acids. Lineage: Eukaryota; Fungi; Ascomycota; Eurotiomycetes; Eurotiales; Aspergillaceae. Gene Ontology annotation, cellular component: GINS complex. The record is from RefSeq and is a predicted model, not a curated record.
AUGUCCUAUUAUGAUGUGGAUUCCAUUCUCACAGAUGCGCAAAAACUACCCUGCACCUUCGAGCUUGAAGUGCCGGGGCUUGGCAUCCUAGAGGGCAAUCCUGGGGAAAAUAUAAAAGCAGGGACUCGAAUUGAUCUCCCGUUGUGGCUGGGCGUGAUGCUGUCUAUUGGGGCGCGCCUGGGGACUUCUCGGCUGGUCACAUUGGACCUUCCAUCAGCAUUAUCGGAUCGGGUUAUGAAUGCCCUCAAGGCGGAUCCGCGAUCUGUCGAUUUGCGGUCGUUGGCCCCGCACUUUUACAAUCUGAGCGAGCGAGUCCUUGACCUGUUUGAAGAGGAGGAAAUGGUGGAUGUUUUGGUCGAUACAUUCAAAAAGCGCGCAGCGGAGAUUGCGGAUCAUGCACAUAACCCCAAAGGCGCAUUAGGGGACGGUGCAGAUUUCCUUCGCGGUUUAGAUGAGACAGAGAGACGGUUGUUCCGUGUGGCUCAUGACAGCGCAAAAGAGACUCGGAUUUGGGCAGGGGAGGCUAAAAAGAGGUGA